CAGCCAAAUUAAGAAGACCCAUUCGCCCACUCGCUCAGGAGCAAAGUAAGCAAGCCAGAGGAAGACGAAGAACAACGAGAAGCUGCAUCUGCACAGACUCCAUUUAUGAUUUGGUCAUCUCUUCCUCUUCAAUUUUCACAACCAAAAUUUAAAUAAUUAAUUAAAUUAAAAAAUCUAUUUUCUCCAUUAAUAUUAUUUUUUUGCACAAAACAUUAUUAAAUAUUUUAAAUAUAUAGUAUUUUUUGGUUUCUCUUUUUCAGACCUUAGUUUUGCGAUAAUUGACCAAUCACCCUCUAAUUUUGGUUCUCUUUUCUUUAUACCUCCCUUCUCCUCCGUCUCUGUGCUCCCAUGAUUUCCUUUAUCAUUUAGCAUUUUCGUACUUUUUCUUUUUUGUCCUCGUUAGAUCUGAAAAAUUAUCAACCGCCCGCUCGCUCGCUCGCCAGUCCGACCAGAUCCACCGCCGGUUUAUUCAAAUCCAUGGAUGAUUUUCCUGGUCUCUUAGCACAGGACCUCGGUUUCAAACCCCAGGGUAAAUCUGCCCCUAUGGCUCCUUCCCGUAAUUCUAACACGAACACUUUCUCUUCUCUCAAUUUCGGCAUCGGAUCCACUGCUCCUGCUCACUCUCGAUCAUCCUCCGGUGCCAACAAAUCUGCUCCUGUUUUCGACGAUCAUGAUUAUGAUCGCGGCAAGAGUGAUGGUCUCUUGUUCAACGACGUCUUUGGUGGUCCUCCUAAGUAUGCGGAAUCUCGUGGCGGCGGUGAUGGUCGAAUUAACUCUUCGUCUUCUGCAUUUGGUUAUGAUUCCAUUUUCAAGGACCAGAAUGCUAAAUACUCUUCUUUGCCGGUUUAUGAUAAGCCUGUUUAUGAUGAUGAUAUUUUCGAUGGAUUGCCUGGCCUUAAAAGUUCGUCUGUGGGUCCUCAAUCUGCUAAGUUUGAUGAUGUGUUUUCUUCGAUCGGUCCUGCUUCUUCGACCAAGCUUAGGGCACAAAGCAACAGCUCGCCAUUUGAUGAUCUGUUGGGAAAUUUAGGUAAAAAGGAGACCGAGUCCAAGAGAGAGACCCCCAAAGUUGAUAAGGAUUCAGCUACUUUUGAUGAUUUGCUUCCUGGUUUUGGUCGCAGUAGCUCCCCUAGUAUUAGCAGGUCAACUUCAGAGUCUAGUCGCUCCCAGAAACCAUCUUCAGAUUCAUCCAGGACAGCCUCCAGUAUGAUGGAAGACCCUUUUGUAGUGUUAGAGUCAACUUCAACCCAUGCAACUUCGUCCUCGAGGUUGCAUGUAGACCCAUUGGAAGAAAUUGGUAAAUUCAGUAGUUCUGGCAACACAAAGGUUGAUAAUUCAUCGGUCAAUAUGGGGGUUUUUGAUGACAUGGACUCCUUUGAUAAUCUUGGAAAAUCUGUACCUCCAGUUUCACCUGGAGUCAACAGGAGAGGAAAAGAUAGGAGCCCUAUAAGAACUGGAUCAAGCAUGGGGGGCACUUAUUCAUCUGCUCAUGAAGAGCCAGUUGAUGAAAAUCCUGUGGAUGAAGCUGAAGGCCGUUCACAGAAGAAGAUCCCUAAGGAUGAUUUCCAGGAAUCACAUGAAACCUUGUUUGAUAUGCCUCGUGUUGGUCAAAAUGUAUCAUCUCCUUCAUAUGUGAAUGCCAGUUCCAAUGGGGUAAGUUCACCUCCAAGAUAUGAAGAUAUUGCAACAUCACCAGAUGAUGUGUGGCUUACUGUGUCUGAAGUUCCUCUUUUCACUCAACCAACAAGUGCUCCACCCCCUUCAAGACCACCACCUCCUAGACCACCUCGGUUUCCAAAGUCAGAGACAGGUUCUUUUUCAUCAAGAAACUCAAGAAAGAAGGUCAAUGAAUAUUCCACUUCAUACUCUGAGAGCCCAAGAUCAGCUUAUGCAGCAAGAAGCUCUGCGGCAUCUCAAAUAGAUGAACUUGAAGAUUUUGCAAUGGGUAGAACCCGAAGCAAUGUUAGUGAACAUGCUGAUGUUCUUUAUGGGGAGGAUGUGGAUGCAAAUGCAUCUUCUGCUGCAGCAUCUGCUGCUGCCAUGAAAGAGGCCAUGGAUAAAGCAGAGGCUAAAUUCAGGCAGAUGAGAGAGAGGGAGUAUCUAAAGGCUGCUAGAAGUAGAGAAACUGGUCAACUAGAUAAAGAAAUGCUAGAAGCUCAGCACAGAGAAUUAAAAGAAAGGCAAGAGAGGCAACAAAGGGAAAGGGAGGAGGAAGAGAGAGAACAAAGAAGACUUGAGAAAGAGAGGGAAAGAGAGGAGAAAGAAAGAGAACAGAGGAGGCUUGAGAGAGAAAGAGAGCGGGCAAGGGAGAUUGAGAGAGAGAGGGAAAAGGCAAGACAAGCAGUUGAAAGGGCUACUAGGGAGGCACGUGAAAGAGCAGCUGUUGAAGCACGCCUAAGAGCUGAAAGAGCUGCUGUAGAAAAAGUAUCUGCUGAAGCUCGAGAGAGAGCAGAAAGGGCUGCAGUUCAGAGAGCACAAGCUGAAGCCCGUGAAAGGGCUGCAGCAGAUGCAAGAGAAAGAGCAGAAAAAGCUGCUGCAGAAGCACGGGAAAGGGCAAAUGCAGAAGCAAGAGAGAGAGCUGCAGUUGCAAGGGCUGAAGCUGAUGCUAGACAGAGAGCUGAACGAGCUGCUGUUGAAAGAGCUGCAGCAGAGGCUCGAGAAAGGGCUGCAGCAGAAGCCCGAGAAAGAGCAGCAGCUGCAGCUAGAGCAAACCAACAAAAAACUGAUAACCAACAGAGGAAUGACAAUGACCUUGAAUCAUUCUUUAGUUCUCGAGCAAGCAGUGCACCAAGGCCUAGGGCUACCUCUUCGGAUCCUUUCUUUGAUACCCAGAGUAAGGGAGGGUCUGAAGCUGCCAAAAGGACAUCUGUUGGAGCUGUUUCAAGCAUGAAGAAAGCAUCUUCAGUUGCAAAUAUUGAUGAUGAUCUAUCUUCAAUUUUUGGAGCUCCUGCAACGUCUGGAGAGUUCCAACAGGUUGAAGGAGAAACUGAAGAGAGGCGAAGAGCUAGGUGGGAACGACAUCAAAGGACUCAGGAGCGUGCGGCAAAAGCACUAGCUGAAAAGAAUCAACGGGACCUUCAAGCUCAGAUGGAACAAGCUGAGAGACAUAGAAUUGCUGAAACACUUGAUGUUGAGAUCAAGCGUUGGGCUGCAGGGAAAGAGGGGAAUCUACGUGCUUUGCUAUCAACAUUGCAAUAUGUGCUAUGGCCUGAAUGCGGUUGGCAGCCUGUUUCCUUGACCGAUUUGAUUACUGCAGCUGCUGUUAAGAAAGUUUAUAGAAAGGCAACUUUAUGCAUCCAUCCUGAUAAAGUCCAACAAAAAGGUGCCAAUCUUCAACAAAAAUAUAUUGCUGAGAAGGUGUUUGACUUGCUUAAGGAAGCAUGGAACAAGUUCAAUUCUGAAGAGCUGUUUUGAAUGCCUGUGGUGAUAUUUUGUUCCAAACUGCUUGUUUCGGCCAUUACACUAUCCACUGGGAGUGGAAAUGCACAAUUGUUCGAGCAAGAUGAAUUCUAUCAUCUGAAGUUGGUGUUGCAGCGUAUCACUGAUAAGCGCCAAUAGGAGACUUUUCAUUUGUAGCUAUUGAGAAACCUGAAGGAUGAAGUAGUCUCCUGUAACUUCAGGUGGCUGUACAAUGAUGUUUCUCGAGCAUAUGGCACCUGGAAACUGGAAUUGCGUCCCCAUGUAGAGUAUCAUCCUGCAUACCCCAUUUGCAUUAGAUGAGGGGGGCUUUUUUGUGUUAAUUCUUUUUCUACAAUUAUACAUAUAUUUUUUUCUUUGUGGGUUUUUCCUUUUGGUGGUAGAGCAUGGCAUUUGAGUGGAUACAAAUAUGUUACGGAUAUCAAAAUGACCUUACUUGGCUUUGUAUGAUUGUUGGUCUGCUAAACUCUGAGCUGUAUGUUUCGUACUUCAAUAUAUUUUUUUCACUUGAUUUCU
Messenger RNA from Manihot esculenta (cassava), 3930 nucleotides. RefSeq names its product auxilin-related protein 2. Gene Ontology annotation, molecular function: clathrin binding. Gene Ontology annotation, cellular component: vesicle; cytoplasm; intracellular membrane-bounded organelle. NCBI's taxonomy places the organism in Eukaryota, Viridiplantae, Streptophyta, Magnoliopsida, Malpighiales, Euphorbiaceae. Gene Ontology annotation, biological process: clathrin-dependent endocytosis; clathrin coat disassembly. The coding region runs from base 478 to 3411 and encodes 977 amino acids. The record is from RefSeq and is a predicted model, not a curated record. The transcript has 8 exons.